AGAGGACGGUCCCUCGCCGCUUUCCUCUCCCCGCUCCGCUCGGGGUUCCUGGCUGCGGCCCGGAGUGGGUCAUUCCUCCUUUCCCCCUGGGCAAGGGAGGCCGGAGGAAGGGCAUGGGCGGCGGCCAGCAUCCCCCGGGCGCGACGGUCCUCCUGGCGCUGGCGGUCGGAGGCAUCAUCGCCAUCGUCGCCGCUGGAAACUCUAACCAAGGCGUUUCCAUCCAGGUGAAGCACGACAGAAGAGGUGUCUUCCUGCACUGCAAAGUGCCCGAUGGCAGCUCAGUGCUGAGCUGGAGCAAAGACGGCAGCAGUGUCGGCUCUGGAACGGAGCGGAAUGGAAGGAGACUGUUUGUGGGCUCGGCCGCGGAUGACCCUAGAGGCCUCUACCAGUGCUACUCGGCAGCAGGAAACGCAUCUCUGCAGCUGUACUUUCGACUGUGCCAGUACUGCGUCCAGCUGGACACGGCCACGUUGCUGGGGAUCGUGGCGGCUGACGUCGUUGCCACGGUGUUCCUAGUGGGGGCAAUGUGGUAUCUUGCUGCACAGGAGCCAGGCCGGCUCUCUCGAGCUUCCGACAAGCAGGCCCUUUUGGCCCACGACCAGCUCUACCAGCCGCUUGGAGAACGCAACAACGGGCAGUACAGCCACAUCGGAGCGGCCAAGGCCCGCCGCCGGUGAGAGUGGGGACAGACUGCCUGGCUCGGAGUGGCUGCCGCUCGCAUCUGCUCAGUGGGACUGCUGACCGUCCUUCCUUUGUGCGCGGGGGGGGGAGCUGCUGGAGAGCAGGCGGUUUCACGCAGCCACGACAGAGGUCCAUUCAAGGAGUUCUGGUCUCUCAGCGUGCUCCGUUUUCCAUCACCUCUCUGGCUUCGCAGAGCCAAGCAGUGGGCGGGCUGCCGGCUCCGUGCUACUGACCCAGGCCCGGAUUUGGGCUUCUCUGUGUCUAAAGAAGAGGAAAGGCAGAGCUGUUCCUGGGAGCUAUUCAUUUGUCCAGCCCUGUGUGCCUCUGCUUUCUCCUACGAUGAGAAUCUUUGGAAUCUUCCCUGAGUUUCAGAAGAGGACUAAGAAGUCUUGUGGGGUAUCUCUGAACAUACGGUGUGGUUUUCGCAAGGGGGGCUGGUUUAGUGGGGGGGGGGGCUCUCCCAUUGCAGAAUAUGGCACCACAUCUUGAACCCAGAGCCUGGUCUUCACAUCCCUUGGUGGAGGACAGACUUGAAUGCCGCUCCCAUCCCCACCCCCGUGUCUUUGCAGCCCCUCCGGUGCCUCAAUAAACGCUUUGCUGGCUUGAUUCCAAAGGUGUCCUCUGAAAGGAGCUGUGUGAGUUUGAGCUGAGAUGUGAGGGCUGCCUCAGAGCGCUGGCGGGCGGAUGAGCUGCUGCUGCUCUCCCCCCCCCCACGCAGCUGCACUUGCUCCGACCACGACCACAUCCCGUGAACAAAGGCAGGGCCCGGGGCUGAACGUUCUUAGGAGAGAGAGACCACAAUCCUCCCGCCCCCACCACCACUUCCUGUGCCAGUCUGCCUCCUGCAAUGGAGGUCUCAGCGCGGAACCCCUUCAACCCAGCAGCUGUGGGGCAGGACGACCCUUUGGCCGGGGCUUGGCCUGGUUUCUUCCUCUCUCGAAGCUUGCCUGCAGG
Messenger RNA from Gekko japonicus, 1635 nucleotides. It is a transcript of the gene CD3G, whose product is annotated as CD3g molecule. The record is from RefSeq and is a predicted model, not a curated record. Gene Ontology annotation, cellular component: membrane; external side of plasma membrane; alpha-beta T cell receptor complex. The transcript has 6 exons. Gene Ontology annotation, molecular function: transmembrane signaling receptor activity. Gene Ontology annotation, biological process: cell surface receptor signaling pathway; positive thymic T cell selection. NCBI's taxonomy places the organism in Eukaryota, Metazoa, Chordata, Lepidosauria, Squamata, Gekkonidae. The coding region runs from base 114 to 677 and encodes 187 amino acids.